Molecule: messenger RNA, 2500 nt
Organism: Hemicordylus capensis (graceful crag lizard)
Lineage: Eukaryota; Metazoa; Chordata; Lepidosauria; Squamata; Cordylidae
Product: zinc finger protein 239-like
Exons: 3
Coding region: 441-1610 (389 amino acids)
Source: RefSeq, a predicted model, not a curated record
UGCAAGAAGGGAAGGGUGACCCAGUCUCCCUGCAGCUGCUCCUGCAGUGAAAAGUGUCUCAGCACUGCCGGGACCACCACCACCACCAGCAGCAGGAUCAUCCAGCUGUGCGGCAGGGGGAGAAAGAGGCCAGAGGGGCUUGCAAGAAAGAGCUCUCCUCUCCCCGUCGCUCUCCGCAGCCGGCGAGUCUUGAGCCAGGGAAAGGGGAAAGUUUCUCCUUGCAGAUAAUUAUUCACCUUUAUUGUUUAUUAUUCACGUUUUAUAUCCGGCUCUUCCUCCAAGGAGCCCAGAGCGGUGUACUACAUACGUGAGUGGCUCCUCACACCAACAAUCUGUAUACUUUCCCCUCCUUCCCGGCCCUCCCAUGUGAUCGGAUCCAGAGUAAGGAGGACUGGACUUCUGCCUGGAGUCAGGUCCAAGAGUCACAUGACAAUAGGAAGAUGAAAAAUGGGGGGAAACCCAGCAGAGUAUUGUUAGAAGGUGACAGACAUAUAAAGAGAAACCAGAAGAGAAUAAAACCUGGAGCAGAAGGGAAGAGCAGGAAUGGAUCACCUGCUUCUCAGCAUGACAUCCAAAACGUCAUGAAUCAAGGAAGACGGAAAAGCCUGUGCCCGCCUCAUAGGAAAGGCUUGAGUCUUGAACCAAACUUUGAACCUCAGUUGGAAAUGUACACAGAGAAGAAGGUGUGUGAGAGCUUGGAGUGUGGAAAUGGCUUCAGCAGGGGUGGAGCUCUUACUCUGCACUAUAGAACCUGCAAUGGGGAGAAAACACAUAAAUGCUCUGUGUAUAGAAAGAGCUUCAGCAGUAGUAGAAAACUUACAUUACACCAAAGAAGCCACACUGGGGAGAAACCAUAUGAAUGCUUGGAGUGUGGGAAGAGCUUCAGCCAGAGUGGACAUCUUAUAUUACACCAAAGAACCCACACAGGAGAGAAACCACACAUAUGUCCGGAGUGUGGAAAGAGCUUCAACUGUAUUGGAAAUCUUACAUUACGCCAUAGAACCCACACUGGGGAGAAACCAUAUAAAUGUUUUGACUGUGGGAAGAGCUUCAGCAGUAGUGGACAACUUACUGUACACCAUAGAACCCACACUGGGGAGAAACCACAUAAAUGUUUGGAGUGUGGGAAGAGCUUCAGCCGGAGUGCACAUCUUACAUUACACCACAGAAGCCACACUAGGGACAAACCACACACAUGUCUCGAGUGUGGAAAGAGCUUCAACAGUAGCAGAGAUCUUACUGUACACCAUAGAACCCACACUGGGGAGAAACCACAUAAAUGUCUGGAGUGUGGAAAGAGCUUUAGCAGUAGUAGACAACUUACUGUACACCGUAGAACCCACACUGGGGAGAAACCACAUAAAUGUUUGGAGUGUGGGAAGAGCUUCAGCCGGAGUGCAUGUCUUAAACGACAUCAUAGAACCCACACUGGGGAGAAACCAUAUAAAUGCUUCGAGUGCGGAAAGAGGUUCAGCCAGAGUGGAGAUCUUACAUUACACCAUAGAAGCCACACAGGGGAGAAACCACAUAAAUGUUUGGAGUGUGGGAAGAGCUUCAGCCGGAGUGCACAGCUUAAACGACAUCAUAGAACCCACACUGGGGAGAAAUGAUAUGAAUGCUUGGAGUGUAGAAGAGCUUCAGCCAGAGUGAAGUUCUAAAAAUCAAUCAUAGAACCCACACUGGGGAGAAAUCACAUGCAGGCGUGGCCCAUGAAAGUGCCUCCGUGGGUUUGGUGGGCAGCUUCUUAAUGUGUAAACGGAGCUGGUUCUCCAUGCUGCCCAGCAGCUCCCACGGCGGGGAAUCGCCUCAGCAACUCACCUGGCUGCUGGCGGGGGCUCAUCUCCAUGGGAGCCAGGUGAGUGGUGGAGGUAAUUCCCCACCGCAGGGGCUGCUGGGCGGCACAGAGCACCGGCUCCGUUUACACUUAAAUAAGCCACCCCCUGCCCGCCCCCCGGAGGCUCUCUCACGGGCUGCGCCUGACCACAUGAAUGCUUUGAGUGUGGGAAGAGCUUUAGCAGGAAUGACACUCUUAGUUUUCAUCUUAGAACUCAUACUGGAUAGAAAUCACAUAAAUCCUUGAAAUUUGGACAGAAGUUCAGCAGGAGCGAAUCUCUUACUAGGCAUCAUAGAAUUCACACUGGGGAGAACCCUUUAAUUUCCUUUGUGGCAAGAUCUUCAGCUGGAAUGAAGAACUUAUACAUCAUAGAAACCAUGCUUGCAGUAUGGAAAGAACUUCAGGAGAAAGAAAUGCCUUACUGCACAUGCGCAAACUCAUGCAUUGUAUAAAUCGUACACAUGAAACUUCAGACAAGCCUGGGAAUCUUCCUCGUUUGUGUGAAAUAUGAAACCUCAUAAGAUUUCCUCUUCUGAUUCAAUUUCCUUUUCCCUUCGUUGCUUUUGAAAUGUCUUGGGAACUUGUAUUGGCAGAUGUGUUUUUGUGUCCUGUUAUGUACAAAUCUGCAUAAUUGGUUCAAAUUAAUUAAUGAAUAUUACUGUUUCA